AUGAAUCUCCUUUUCGCGCGGAGUUUGCUGCUUAGUGCUGUUUGCUGUUUGUCUUUAUUAUCUCAACCCCAUGGGGCUCUGACUCUGCCUACCAGCAGCAGCAUGAACGAGGAGGGAGAAGUGCUGCCAAUGGGCCGCCAAAUCCCUGUGAAUACUUCGCAGCAGACUGUGCGAGCGCAGCUCCCUGUUGAAUUUGUUCAGAUUGAUUUCAGCACCCCAGGUAGUGCUGCUGCUACAGCAGCAGAAGCAACAGCAGAAGCCGGCACCGUACGCCAAACAAGAGACCCACAGGAAGAUAUCAAUUCAGACAGUUCGUUUUUUAGCAGCUUCGAUGGUUUCUCAUCUCCAACGAUCGCCUUUUCAAGAAGAACACGCAGGUCAGACGAAAGAUCCACAUACCCUUUUCUAGAUUUCUUCACAUCUGAUUGGGACGAUGAAGCUGAUUCUUUGUUUGAAGGUGACGGCCCAGAUGAAGACGAAGAUAUUUUUGCCUUUCCCGGCUUUUUAGCGGCUGCUCCUCCUCCUCCUCUCAGCGAAUCCAUGCCGUCGCGAUCGCUGAGACGGAAAGGUAGAAUUUGA
Messenger RNA from Eimeria acervulina, 579 nucleotides. RefSeq lists its product as hypothetical. Bases 1 to 579 code for a protein of 192 amino acids. The record is from RefSeq and is a predicted model, not a curated record. The transcript is spliced from 2 exons. NCBI's taxonomy places the organism in Eukaryota, Apicomplexa, Conoidasida, Eucoccidiorida, Eimeriidae.